Mytilus californianus (California mussel) is the source of this 4927-nucleotide messenger RNA. RefSeq names its product homeobox protein Nkx-6.2-like. Bases 212 to 1006 code for a protein of 264 amino acids. The transcript has 3 exons. Gene Ontology annotation, biological process: regulation of transcription by RNA polymerase II; cell differentiation. Gene Ontology annotation, molecular function: RNA polymerase II cis-regulatory region sequence-specific DNA binding; DNA-binding transcription factor activity, RNA polymerase II-specific. NCBI's taxonomy places the organism in Eukaryota, Metazoa, Mollusca, Bivalvia, Mytilida, Mytilidae. Gene Ontology annotation, cellular component: nucleus. The record is from RefSeq and is a predicted model, not a curated record.
AAUUGAACAGUGAAAACAGAAUUAUCACAGACGUAUUUUUCAUUUUAUUCUAUGUGUAUCAGUUUUUGAAAGAGACAUUACCUAUUUGUCAAAGGAAAUAUUCGAACUAUUUGACAUUAUCCAGAGUCAUGUCACACUAUCGAAUAAUGGAGAUGCACAAGUGAAUUAAAAAAAAACACCUUAAUUUUCCAUUUUUUUAAAAACGAAAAUCAUGUUGUUGGAUAGCUUUAUGAAUGACAAUAACGGAAACGCUGCUUACCAAGCAAACUCUAGUCCUAGUAUGGCUUCUAUUCUAAAUAUGAAUGGAAAUGUGGCGAUGGAAAAUUCCAGACAGUCCGCUUUUGUUCUAAGUAGUCCACCGCUAGCUGCUUUACAUAAUAUGACAGAAAUGAAGACCCCAGUUUCAUCAUCAUCAAACUUUUUUUCACAAAAUGGAUCCGCAUCAGCAGCUUGGAAACAUGCUUUUAACAACGGUACUCCUCAUGGUAUAAAUGACAUUUUGGGUAGACCGCUUGGACUAGCGGGUUUCAAUGCUGCAGGAAUGUAUUUAAACCCUAGAGCUAGAUUUCCUAAACUCGCAGAACUUCCAGGCAGACCUCCUAUAUACUGGCCCGGAAUAUUUAAUGGACCAAAUCCUUGGAGAGCUUCAGGCUCGAAUGUUGUCAUGGACAAGGAUGGGAAAAAGAAACACACACGACCGACAUUUUCCGGUCAGCAAAUAUUUGCUUUAGAGAAAACAUUUGAACAGACAAAGUAUUUAGCGGGUCCAGAAAGGGCAAGACUUGCUUAUGCGCUUGGGAUGUCUGAAAGUCAAGUCAAGGUGUGGUUUCAAAACAGACGCACAAAAUGGAGAAAGAAACAUGCUGCUGAAAUGGCAACAGCUAAAAAGAAACAAGAACAAGUUGAGGAUAUGGAAGGAAAUUCGGACAUGGACGAAGACACGUCGGACAGUUCCGGAAAACUAAACGAUCAUUUAAGUGACUACCUUGAUUCUAAUUUAUCGUAAAUAUGAAUCUCAUAUAACGUUGCAAUGACAAGGCUAUAGUGCUAUAUGUGGAAACGGAUCCGUCAACUAUUGAUGGUGGAAUAAAUUAACAAAGUUGCAAUAACAUUAUCAUAUGCCAUGUGUUCACAUCAUACCACGUGAUUUUCUUUAAAAAAUGCUAUAUGUGGACACUGGCUGGAUCUUUCUACAUUGCAAUAGUAUUUGGCUAGCAGAGAGAAAGACCGUAAUAAAGUUGACAUGUUAGUUAUUAAGUUAGCCUUUAAGGUAAAGGUCAUAUGAACUCACUUUGUAUUUAUUGUUCUUGGUGUUAUUAUGAGAUGUACAUUUUUAUUUUAUUUCUUCAGUAUAUGUGAGAGGUGUAUAUUUAAUUCACUGCCAUAAAUAUUCAUUAGCUAUGAGGAACAUUUCCUCCUUAACCAAACAUGCCUACAAUUAGUUGGAGUGAAAACCUGUCUGUGAAAUUUCAUGAAAACAAUCGACCCAAAGUCUUUUAAUGCUUUCAUUUGAAUGCACAAUACAAAACACAAUGAAGUUAAACUCCCUCUUUUAACUUAACGAGAAACAAAUAGACAAUAUUGCAACUUAAGAUAACUUUAGUAGCUACAAUUUUAAAUGUUGACAUUGAUGUGAGGUCAUCUGGCCCAUAAUAUUAGUUACAACCAUCGCUUUCAGUCCGCCGACAGUCAACUUCUUUUUACAAUUAUGUUUUCCUGUAAAAUUAUAUAAGCAAUCCGAACAAAGUUUUUAUUGGUUUGUCAUAAAUCAGGCCGUUGGUGUUUUUGUUUUUGUUUUUUUGUUUAAAUUGUUUUACAUUUUGUCAUGUCGGGACUUUUUAUAGCUGACUAUACGAUAUGAGUUUUGCUCAUUGUUGCAGGCCGUACUGUGACCAAUAGUUGCUUAAAUCCGCUUCAUUUCGACUCUGUUGGAUUCUGUUAGGAACUUUUAAAGCCAAAUAGACUUGACUUUUUCAAACAUGACGAUUAUGCAACACACUACAAAGAUUCCCCAUUUGUCGGUUGGGAAACAAUAAUGCCACACGCAUUUAUAUUUUAAGAAAAAGCAAUAAUAAUGCAUGUAACGAUAAUGGAUUCCUAAAAAUUCUCCAUUUUGUUCCUAUAUGAUGAAAAACGAGGCUCCCUCAAUCAUUCUUGAAUUAAAGAGGUCACUAUUCAGAUUCACUCCCUACAAACAAUCAGGUGAACGGAGCUAGCCCAUUGGUGCCUCUAUUUUUUUUUCUUUUCAAAAGGCGAAGUUAAUUUACAAAUUCAUUGAAAACUUGAUGUUUUAGGUAUUAUUCUUUUGUAAUUAAAAAAUAUAUUCAUAGAUUGACUUUGUAUGGGAUGCUCAUCAUAUGACCUUUUUAAAUAAGAUAAGAUAGUAUUAGGUUUUGUGAUCUUAAUGAAUGAAACCCAAGACACCAUUAAAAAUUGUUUCGAUACUAAAUAUAUCAUUUUUCCAUAGUUCUGUUUUAGGACAUAUUUAACGGUAAAAGAUUCCAUUACUAACCAUGCAUAUAGUAUGACUCGAGUUAAUGUCUAGAUCUUUAGGUACAAUAUUGAAAGUACUGAAUACACAUCGAAAGAGAACUAAAGUACUACAUCCAUAUCUGAAAACAUCAUUUUUUCAAUGGUUUAUUUAUUUGUAUCAAAUGACUUGCAGUAUUUUGAUUAUUUCAUUCCCUGGAUUGAAUAUUAAAAUGCGACUUAUGUUCUAUUUCGUCAAUGGUCCACCUGUGUUUUAUCUUUGUAUGAUUCCAACGAACAUUUCACCAAAACGUUAAGUGUUGUAAAUCCCCCAAUAGUCUUUUAAAUUCGGUUCGAUGUUUGCCUUUUACUUAAUUAUAUCCUUAUUUUAGCCAAUAUACCUGUUUCGUCUCUGUUAUUCGAAAUCUGUGAUAAGCUAUACAUGAUACAGGUUACAGGUACAUUCUUGUUUAUCUAUACCGUUUGAAGUCUUUUUCUGAGCGACAAUUUUAUUUGAAAAAAAUUGUUUUGUAAGUCCGGAAGUUAGGGAUUUUUUCUAUAUUGUAAUAGAUUAAUCGGCCUAUCGAUAUAAUAUAGCUUUCUAAAAUUUUAUAUUUUAGGUUAGUUUGACAGGAUAGUCAUGAUAGUUGCCUUUUUCAAGAUUUCAAUGUUUUAGAAAUAAUUUAGUUGAACCAUUACGGCACAUGGCUAUGUUAUGUUGCUAUUGUUUCCUUUCAGUUUUGAACUUUUUAACAUUUAUUAUCAAGAUUUGUAUUUAAUUUAUAUAUAGUUGGAAUUUGAAAAAAAAAAAUGUGACAAAUCACAUUUUAAAAAGAUAGCAAGAGCAAGAGUAUUGCCUCUCUUUUUCUAAUAAAAGGAACAUAAGCAAACCCGGAAAUAUAUUUUUUUAUUGAAAUAUUUUCUCCGAGUUAAAAAGGUAAGUAAAUGGGAGGCCCAGGAACGAGAAAAAGUAAUCAAUUUUAAACGUCAUAUAGUCAUUUGUACCUUAAGCCUUAAAAUCCAAUAAGAGGUCGACCCUUUAAACGUUGGUACUUUAUUUUCAUACAAUGAACUUUAAGGAAAUUAAAGUCUGUAAAUAGAUUUAACCUCAUGCUAGACCAAAGAACGCUAGUAGGGACAAUUCUAUUCAAACGGUUGUUCAAUAACAACCACGACUUUUCAAUAUAUCACCCAAUAUUGACAGAGGAAAGCUUAUAUUCAUUAGUCUAUCAUUAAUCAGGAUUUUGUUAUCAAAAGCUUAUUUAGCUCUCGCCACCUUCAACGGUGCCCGAGGAAUGUGCAAUGUGCCAUGUUAGGUUGUUAUCUUGAUAAAGAAAGGAAAUACAUUUCUUGCUGUGUCCAAAUCUUGCCACUUUUUCAAAAUGACUUUGAAAAAUUGCUUAAAAUACGUAAAUGAAUUUAUUUGUACUAUUUUAGAAAUUAUAGUAGCCGUAAAACAUUUGUUACGUGUAAAUAAUCCCAUUUCAUCUAGAACUUUUUAGGAUAACAAAUGUUUAGAUACAGGAUAAAAGAAGAAUUUUACGUGUAAUUAAUCACAAUUCUUUAAAAAAAAUAUUUGUAUAAUUGACAAGAUUUAAUAGCAUUUUUUAUAUCUCACCUCAUUAGUACGUAAGGAAUGGUGAAAUAAUCCUCGGUUACUAUUCUUUGUAGAAACAAAAAUUUAUAAAAAUACAUACUUAUAUAUGUGAAAUGUUAGAAAACAAAGGGAUAAUGAAUUUCAUUUGUAGUGCAAUAUCAGCAAUAAGAAUUUUAUGACUUCAGAUCUUUCAUAGACCUGUUUCCCAGAUUUACAUGUAGUUUAUUGAUUGUGUUUUUAAAAGAAGACAUUAUAACCUUGUCUCUUAUAUUUGAGUGAAAAAAGGGUUUUUGUUUUUUUAUAAAUAUUUAGCAUUCAUGAGUCAAAUGUUACAUUUUCAUUCGGUAUCCAAAUAAAAUAAAUAUCCUUGAUCGGUAGUUUAAAAAACUCAACAUUUGACUGAAAUUCAAGGAGUGUGUGCAGAAAUUAUAUAACAUGAGAUGCUAAUAUUGUAAACAGACUAUAAAAGAACAAUAGAAUAUAAGAAAUUAAUUUAAAAGAGAUCAUCGUUUGGAAAUAAAAAUUUCUUCAUCCAAAUAUAAGAGACAACGUUCUGCAGUUUCCACAUCAUUUUUUGACUAUUGGAGAAACAUUUCUAAGUUCAUUCAAAUACGUAUGGCUUAUGAUGAUGUGUACGUAAAGUUAGUUCUACUAUACCUUUCAACUUGUCAGGUAAAUGAUCUGUAUUAUACUAAUAUACUACAGAAGUACGAUACAAGGCAGUGCCAAUAUGAUUUUGGCAGUUAAAUGAACCUUCUUGUUGAAGAAAUAUAUACAGCGGGAAUAAUUAUAUUAAAUAUUUUUAUUUGAAAAAAAUGAAUGUAUAUGUGACAGAUGUAAAAUAAAACUUUAUUAAAACUA